GUAUUUACGUGUCACCUUUUUUAUCAGGCUUAGUUUGUACAGAUGGUGUCAAAUAAUUGACGUUUUGACGUUGUCCGCGCUCUAUUGUUUCUAUGUAAUGCUACGUGGAGUUAUAAACAUAUGCUUUCGUCUAAAAUACAAUAUUAUUACAUAUUUUAACAGAAAAAAUAUGUAAUAAUAGUAUUAAAGAAACAUAAAUUGGAAAAAGAAAAAGAAUUUUUACUUGACAAUAUUUUUUAUUAAUAAAUAUCUUUGGAAUGGAGCUCAAAUGUAAAGUACAAACUUACGACUGGGGAAGAUAUGGUAUUGACAGUAUUGUUGCAACCUUAAUAAAAUCUUCUAAUUCAGAUUUUGUACUGGAUGAAAAGAGACCAUAUGCUGAACUGUGGAUAGGUACUCAUCCCAAUGGUCCUUCAUAUAUGAAAGAUUUGAAUAUAUCUUUGGAAGAAUACAUAAAACAGAAUACUAAUGUGUUAGGAAAUGAUGCUCAAAAAGUAUUUGGUCAUCAUUUGCCAUUUCUUUUUAAAGUGUUAUCUGUGAAUAAAGCAUUAUCUAUCCAAGCACAUCCAGAUAAGGAAAAAGCAAGAAAACUGAAUCAACAAUAUCCCACUAUUUACAAAGAUGCAAAUCAUAAACCAGAACUUGCAAUAGCAUUAACGCCUUUUGAGGCUCUUUGUGGCUUCCGUCCAAUCAGGGAGAUACAAGAAUUUUUAAAAAUUUUACCCGAAUUACGUGCUGUAAUAGGAGAAGAUAAAGUACUUAAAUUUAUGACAACAGGUGAAGCAGACAAUACAAAAUCUUUGAAAACAUGUUUUCAUAGUCUCAUGACCUGUGAUCCUGGAUUAAUUGCAUUGCAACUUAGAAAAUUACUUGACAGACUAUCCAAUUUGGAUGAAUCAUUAAGACAAACUUUACAUGCUAGUUUACUGGAAAGACUGUAUUCAGAUUAUCCAGGAGAUGUAGGAUGUUUUGGCAUUUAUUUUUUUAAUUUUAUAACUAUGCAGCCUGGUGAGGCUAUAUAUCUUGGACCAAAUGAACCACAUGCAUAUCUUUCUGGUGAUUGUGUGGAAUGUAUGGCAUGCUCUGAUAAUGUGGUGCGUGCAGGAUUGACUCCUAAACUAAAAGAUGUGCCAACAUUAGUUGAUAUGUUAAGAUAUAUUUGUGAACCAAUUUCUGCAAAAAGAUUUCAACCUUCUCGAGAGGACGAAUGUACCGAAGUAUUUCGUCCACCUGUAGUAGAUUUUGCUGUUGCUAAAAUAACAAUUCCUCUUGGAAGAGCUUCGUAUAAUAUAAUUCCAAGAAGUACAGUGAGCGUUUUAAUAAUCAUAAAUGGAAAGGGUGAAAUUUCACCGUCGAAGAUUCUUUAUCGGGGUUCAGUUGUAUUUAUUCCAGCGGAUGAAAAAAUUGGAAUUAAAGUUUUAUGUGGAUGUCAUCCAAUGUUGAUGUUUCAAGCCUUCGUUAAUGUUUAAAGAAUUAUCGGAUACUUAGAAAGAAAUGUGAUGAAAGGAAAUGAUAAAUUUGCACGCACAAAGUAUUAAUGCACUUUUGGAUGCUUCUUAGUUGAAAACUAAAACUGUUGAUCUUCAAAUUUUAUCGAUAGUUAUGAGCAGUUGAAAGAUUUAAAAAAUUAUUGAACAUUGUUCUCAAUAUCAUUCUUCUUAAUAGAAAUGUGUUUUUCAGAGUAAAGCAUUUCAUAGUUUAUAUUAAAUGCUAGAAAAUAGAGUUAAUGUCUGAAUAUGAUGCUUUCAUUACUAUACUAUGAAUGCAUAAAACUAGGGACAUCUUUAUUGGAAGCAUUUAUUAUUUAUAAUUCCUGCCAUGAUAUGUAUUAUAAUGCAUUUUAACUAUUAAGUGAUAUUUUUCGUAUUAAGUACUAUUUUUAUAGAUAAAGAAAAUUGUUACCUCACUUUUUUCGAAUUGAAGAAAGGUAUACCAAUUUAUACAGUAACGUAGCUAAAUAUUAUUUUUUUAUUUUAAAGCACAUAUUUUAUAAUUGCAUUAUUUACGACAAUGUAGUAAAUAUAACUAUACUAUCCAUUCCAAUAACAGAAGGCUAUGUGCAAUCAACUCUAGUCAGUUUAUGUCAACUAGUAUUUUCUUAUUCUUAUUACAUACAUAAGUUUGUUUUGCUUGUAUACUAUGUAAAAUACACACAUUUAAACAACUAAACCAUCAGUGAAAUCAACAUUUAAUAAUUAUCAUUGUAUAAUGCC
Molecule: messenger RNA, 2213 nt
Organism: Bombus impatiens (common eastern bumble bee)
Lineage: Eukaryota; Metazoa; Arthropoda; Insecta; Hymenoptera; Apidae
Gene: Mpi
Product: mannose-6-phosphate isomerase
Exons: 6
Coding region: 258-1469 (403 amino acids)
Biological process (GO): carbohydrate metabolic process; GDP-mannose biosynthetic process
Cellular component (GO): cytosol
Molecular function (GO): zinc ion binding; mannose-6-phosphate isomerase activity
Source: RefSeq, a predicted model, not a curated record